This is a messenger RNA of Tilletiaria anomala UBC 951, 2033 nucleotides long. RefSeq names its product ENTH-domain-containing protein. The record is from RefSeq and is a predicted model, not a curated record. Gene Ontology annotation, molecular function: clathrin binding; phospholipid binding. The transcript is spliced from 4 exons. NCBI's taxonomy places the organism in Eukaryota, Fungi, Basidiomycota, Exobasidiomycetes, Georgefischeriales, Tilletiariaceae. Gene Ontology annotation, biological process: Golgi to endosome transport; endocytosis. Gene Ontology annotation, cellular component: endosome; plasma membrane; clathrin vesicle coat. Bases 255 to 1667 code for a protein of 470 amino acids.
CCAGCAGCCUGUUUCUGGGCACAUCGACUGGUCGAGACGAGACGAUCAUCGGGCGCUGUGCAGAUUCCUGCGGGGCCGCAAGCUGCGAGCUACCUCUGUGUGUGCAUUGCGAAGCGGGCCAGAGCCAUCCCAACCUGCUCCUUAUUCCGGCAUCCUGUGUGAUACCCCCCUCCCCCCCGGGGGUCUAGGAAGCACCUUGUGCACACUGCUGCUCACUCUUCGCGCGAAAGACCGGAUCACGCUCAACGCCCAAGAUGAACUGGGAUCUAGAAGAUGUCGGCAAUCGCCUUUCCAACCUGACCAUGUACGAUGUCAAGGAGCUUUACCGCUCGGCGCGCAACUACGCCUUCAACAUCUCCGAGCUGGAAGCCAAGGUGGACGAGGCUACGAAUGACGAUCCCUGGGGCGCCUCCACCACGCUGAUGGCGGAGAUCGCCCAAGCGACGCACAACUACGCCGAUUUUGGCGAGAUCAUGCAGGCCAUUUACAGGCGUUUCAUGGAAAAGGAGGCAAACGAGUGGCGACAGAUCUACAAGUCUUUAACCCUCCUAGAGUACCUGGUAAGGAACGGCGCAGAGCGUGUUGUAGACGACGCGCGCUCGCACCUAUCGACGAUCAAGAUCCUACGUAACUUUCACUACAUCGAUGAAAAGGGGAAAGACCAGGGACUCAACGUUCGCAACCGCGCCAAAGAGCUUGCUGAGCUUUUAAUGGACGUCGAGCGCAUCCGCACAGAACGUCGCAAGGCACGGCAGAACAAGAACAAGUACCAAGGCACGGGUAAUACCGACUUUGUCCCUGGUAGCGGAGCAGGCAGGUACGGCGGCUUCAGCAGCGAGCAGUACUACAGUGGCGGCGUCGAUCGCUACCCCGGUGCUAGCGGAAAUGGGAGUGGAGGUGGAGGCGGCUCGGCGGCUAGGCAGAGCUUCGAAGAGUAUGAUGCAGGUGGUUGCGAAAUCAGAAGUGGCGGCGGUGGUGGUAGUAGGAGACGUGCUGGCGAAAGCUCUUCGGCGAAUACCGAGGCUGCACCGAAGCCCCAAACUGUCGUGCAGGAUCUAUUCAGCUUCGACGACGAUCCACCUGCAACAGCAACAGCAUCCUCCAGUGCGGCUGCAGCCGUCGAUGACUUCGAUGACUUUCAAGCGGCGCCGCCUUCAAGUGCGACGCCUGCUGCCGCAGGCAUCGGAAAGAAGGUCACCGCUGCUGCGCCAAAUGGAGGCGACAUCUUCGACUUCCUCGGCGGAAAUAAUGGCGCAGCUCCUGCGCCUGCACAGUCUCGCCCGGCAACAGGCGGUCGGCCAGCAGGCCUGGCCGCUCAGCAGCAGCCGCUAGCGCCUACGCGCAACAACACGACCUCCUCCUUCUCCAGCAGCGCUGCUGCUGGCGCCUCGAAACCUGCACAGACAGCAGCCGCGUCCCACGCUUCUUCAUCGACUACUGCGUCGAUCAACUUUGACGACCUCUGGGCAUCCUCUGCAGGUAAAUCCACCGCCGGCGGGGCGGGAAACAACAAGCCCGCCAAAAUGUCCAUGGCGGAAAUGGCCAGGAACCAGUCCGCGAACAACGUCUGGGGGCCCGCAGCCACUGCCAAGCCGCCCAUGGGCGCGCACACGCCUGCCGCUGGCGCCGGCGCCGGGCAGAAAAAGGACAUUUUCGAUUUGCUGUAGUUCAUUUUCCCCCGCCCUUGCAACCUGGAACAGUCUUUUACAGCUUUGUGCCUUUCUUAUAGAUUCUCCUUCAGCGGACAUGGCAUAUUGUGGUACAUUGCACGCAGCCACAGUGACUACUGACUUAGGCCAGAUCCUCUGCUUUUGCGAUUCACUUUAGCACCAUUGCGGAAGUCUUUGGCCUCGGGCUGUGCAAUGUCCGCUCACCACUGCGAGCAUAGCCGGGAGGCUUCGUAAGCGCAUCUCAGCCGACAAGGGCUCUCCAUUUCGCAGCUAGUAGAGUGAUUCGCGAGCAGUUUGCAACCACCUGUAAUUGCAUGGGACAAAUUUACCCGUCAAUCGUUACAACAAUUUUACCGACGUUCU